Messenger RNA from Aspergillus campestris IBT 28561, 1456 nucleotides. Its product is annotated as Frag1/DRAM/Sfk1 family protein. Gene Ontology annotation, cellular component: plasma membrane. Lineage: Eukaryota; Fungi; Ascomycota; Eurotiomycetes; Eurotiales; Aspergillaceae. The coding region runs from base 370 to 1200 and encodes 276 amino acids. The record is from RefSeq and is a predicted model, not a curated record. The transcript is spliced from 6 exons.
CUCGCCUUGUCCCUCUUCCUUCUCUUCUCCACAGCCUGACCGCGGCUUGGAUUUUCUCGCUUUUGCUUUAGUGCUUAAGUGCUUUAGUGCUUCAGUCUUUCUCUCUUUCUUUUGUCCCCUUUCAUUCUUUUUCAUAUUAUUAUCUUUCCUUCUUUCUCACCCCCUGGUGAAUUCCCCCCCUACCUAAUAUAUCAACCUAAUAUACGCCAUUAAUCAGACUAAUCUCCCCCCCGCCGGCCGACUCGUUGUCUUUGAUAAGCUCUGUCUGAGGUUCACCAUCUUUCCUUGUAUAAUAUUGUCGAGCGUCCCCGUACAUAUUCAAUCAUAUCAUUAUUACCGUCAUUAUAUCCUUAGACGUGGUCUGGCAUAAUGUGGAUAAUUUCUUUUUGGAUCUUCCCGGUUAUAUCGGCAUGCAUGUGGUUAGCGAUGUUGUUGGCGAUGCUGGGGAAUUGGGCCGUCAUUGGGACCCCGCAUUAUAGUACUAUGGAAGAGGGACAGACCAUCGCAUAUAUUUCCGACAUAGGAGCACGAGGCUUGAAACCCCUGUUUGUCGCCGGCAGUGUGAUCACCGUGGUGUUUUUGGAUCUCUCCUUCAUUGCCGAACGUUGGCUACGCCAUGCGGGCCAGUUGGUGUCGAACAAGGGCGUGUUCGACAAGACCUGCGCCUGUCUGUCGAUCUUCUUCUCGAUUGCGGGCGCCUUGGGUCUCAUUCUGCUGUCGAUCUUUGACACAUGGCGCCAUUCGAAGAUGCACGAGGGCUUCCUGGUCAUGUUCCUGGUCGGAUAUCUGAUCAGUGCAAUCUUCAUCUGUGCCGAAUACCUCCGUCUGGGCAUCUUCUACCGCUCGCAGCACCGCGUUCUGUUUGCCAGCUUCGUGAUAAAGCUCACUUUCAUCAUCGUCGAGGUCGCCCUCGCGAUUGCGUUCGGGAUUCUCGGCCGGAAAGGUGCUAGCCAGAGAAACACCGCCGCCGUUCUUGAAUGGGUCAUCUCGUUCAUCUUCACCGGUUAUAUUCUGUCAUUUGUUAUCGACCUGCUGCCGUCGGUGCGCACGCGGCGCCACAUCCCCCAGGGCGAGAAGCGGACGGAGAUGGGCAUGGCCAACGCCCCACCGGUUGCGCAACCCGAUGUCACACUUGAGGAACCGGUCACGACCGAUAGCGCGGGGCCGAACGCCAAUUACUACCGUGGAGCUCGCGUUUAACCAGUCCUCCCACCGAGCAGUCAAUUUGCAUCAUGGCGCAUUUAUGAAUUGUUUAGAUACCCGGUGACGGUCACCCGAUGAUCAUGGAGUCUCUCAUUUGUUUAUCUAAUUCUCUAAUCUCUAUACAUUUGCUGUUUUUGGUCUAUUUUUUUUGUCUUCUGGUGAAUACAGCAACACCUGUGCCAUUAGUUAGAGCUACGUGUUAACAACCAGCGAUAUAGAUCGUGUCAUUAGCAUUAAGUAUGUAUAGCGUUAC